AAAUAGAGUAAUUUGUAAAAAAAAAUUAAAAGUUAAAAAUAAAAUAAUAAUUCCAUAUCUAAUUUAUUUUUAGGGAGUCCCCAACCCGUUCACAUAAGAUUUGACGAGAACAUCGGAGAUCAAAUGCUAAAAUUCCACCGUCGGUGACCACUGCAAUGACCCUCCGACUGCUCGGUACAGUGACCGUCAACAAGAUGAACAAUUUGGCUGGGUUAUGAUAAGGUGCCUCAUUUCACUUGGUAGCUUUUUGAUUAAUUUGGCAUCUAAAGUGGAGUUUCAUGGAAGCUAAACCACUAUGGGGUGCCUGAAUAAGCAUAUUGAAAUGAAUGGUGUAUGUUCAGAGCCCAAAGGUGGCACCUUGAAGCCAUCCAGGGGUGCCUUGGCUUGUAUGGUGAAUUCUGAAAUUGGUGCAGUUUUAGCUGUGAUGAGGAGAAAUGUACGGUGGGGGGUUCAUUAUGCCGCUAAUGAUGACCAGUUAGAGCACUCUCUUAUUCAAUCCUUCAAGGAUCUACGGAAAAAUAUAUUCUCAUGGCAACACCAAUGGAAUACUAUUGAUCCAAUUGCCUAUCUCCAACCAUUUCUGGAUGUGGUUCAAUCUGAUGAAACUGGUGCCCCAAUCACUGGUGUUGCUUUGUCAUCCAUUUACAAAUUCUUAAGUCUUGAAAUUAUUGAUUCAACUACUAAGAAUGUAGAUAAGGCUUUGCAUCAGAUAGUUGAUGCUGUAACCAGCUGUCGUUUUGAAGUGACUGAUUCUGCCUCUGAAGAAGUGGUGCUGAUGAAAAUUCUUCAAGUUCUUUUGGCUUGCAUGAAAAGUAAGGCAUCAGUUUAUUUGGGUGAUCAUCAUGUAUGCAACAUAGUAAAUACCUGCUUCCGAUUGGUCCAUCAGGCAAGUGCCAAAAGUGAACUGUUGCAGAGGAUAGCACGUCACACAAUGCAUGAAUUGGUUAGGUGCAUUUUUUCUCACCUGUCUGAUAUUGAGAGUAAAGAAGAUGGUUUGGCUCAAGGAAGCAGAUCACAUGGUACCCUUGAGGUUGGUUCGAUGAUGGAAGGUCAAACUUCUGGGGAUGGACAAUCUGACAGUGGUUCUGUUAAUGCAGAAUCUAAUCACAAGGCACCAUCGGAUGAAGGUUCUGUUAAUGUGGCUCCUUCAAAUGUAUCCUCAGACCCGUUGGCAAGCAAGGAUGAAAAGGUUGGCCAGAGGAAGGAGAUUGCUAAUGGUGGAGGGCUUUCCAUGAUGGAUCCUUAUGGGAUCCCUUGCAUGGUGGAGAUACUUCAUUUCCUAUGUUCCCUUCUGAAUGUGAUGGAUCACAUGGAAAUUAGUCCAAGAUCCAACCCUAUAGCAUAUGACGAGGAUGUUCCCCUUUUUGCACUGGGCUUAAUUAAUUCAGCAAUAGAAAUAGGUGGGGCUUCUUUUGGUAGCCAUCCAAAAUUAUUGGCCCUGAUACAGGAGGAGUUAUUCCAAACUUUGAUGCGCUUUGGCUUGUCGAUGAGUCCCCUAAUCCUUUCAACAGUUACUAGCAUUGUUCUCAAUCUUUAUCAUCAUCUCCGUGCUAAACUAAAGCUGCAGCUUGAAACAUUUUUCUCUGGUGUGCUCUUGAGGAUUGCAGAGAAUAAGCAUGGAGCUUCUUAUCAACAGCAGGAGGUUGCUUUAGAAGCUAUUGUUGACUUUUGUAGGCAGCAUGUUUUCAUGACUGAGAUGUAUGUAAACUUCGAUUGUGACAUAUCUUGCAGCGACAUUUUUGAAGACCUUGCUAAUCUGUUAUCAAAGAGCACUUUCCCAGUUAACAGCCCUUUAUCAGCAAUGAACACUCUUGCUUUGGAUGGUCUGAUUGCCAUGGUUGAGGGUAUGGGUGAGAGAAUUGGGCAUGGUUCAGUUUCAGAACCUGCUUCGUCAGAUUCUGAAGAAUAUAAGCCAUUUUGGGUAGAGGUAUGCGAGGACUACAAUGACCCUACUCAUUGGGUUCCUUAUGUGCGUAAGAUGAAGCAAAUUAAGCGGAAGUUGAUUAUUGGAGCAGAUCACUUUAACCAAGAUCCAAAGAAGGGUCUGGAAUUUGUUCAAGGAAAGCAUUUGCUACCUGCUAAACUGGAUCCCGUAAGUGUAGCAUCUUUCUUCAGAUAUGCACCUGGAUUAGAUAAGAAUCUUGUCGGGGAUUUCUUAGGGAGCCAUGAUGAAUUUUGCAUUGCAGUGCUUCAUGAAUUUGCAAGGACAUUUGAUUUUCAGGACAUGAAUUUGGAUACAGCUCUACGUGUAUUUUUGGAAACAUUUCGAUUGCCUGGAGAGUCACAAAAAAUACAGAGAGUUCUUGAAGCAUUUGCUGAAAGAUAUUAUGAGCAAUCGCGAGAUAUUCUGGCAAACAAAGAUGCUGCUCUCCUCCUGUCGUAUUCACUUAUAAUGCUUAACACUGAUCAACACAAUGCACAAGUUAAGAAGAAGAUGACAGAAGAUGAUUUCAUCCGUAACAAUCGGAGAAUUAAUGGAGGAAGUGACUUGCCUCGAGAGUUCCUGUCUGAGCUAUACCACUCCAUACGUGAGAAUGAGAUUCGCAUGCUGCCAGAUGCAGGUGCUGGAGCCUCUGCUAUGAUGCCAAGCUAUUGGAUUGGUCUAGUUCACAGAUCAAACCAAACUGCACCAUUUAUAGCAUGUGAUAUGGAACCUUACCUUGACAGGCAUCUCUUUGCCAUAUUGUCUGGGCCCACAAUUGCUGCCAUCUCUGUGGUUUUUGAUAAUGUGGAGCAGGAAGAUGUUUUGGAGACCUGUGUUGAUGGCUUCUUGGCCAUUGCUAAGAUUUCAGCAACCUAUAAUUUUGAUGAAGUGUUGGAUGAUUUGGUUGUAUCACUAUGCAAAUUUACCAACUUGUUGCUUCCAUCCUACUUUGAAGACUUUAUUCUUUCAUACGGAGAUGACAGUAAGGCGAGAAUGGCAACUACAGCAGUCUUCACCAUAGCAAAUAAGUAUGGUGACCAUAUUCACUUGGGUUGGAAAAAUAUUUUGGAUUGCAUUUUAAGCUUGCAAAUGUUGGGACUUCUUCCUUCCCGUCUUCUCAGUGAUGCAACUGAUGAUCCAGAGUCUUCUGCUGAUGUAGAAAACAGAUCUCCCGCAGUUUCUCCUUCCGAAUCUCAUGUCCCUCUACUAGCUUCUUCUACUAGGAAGUCAUCUGGCUUAAUGGGCCGAUUUAGCCAGUUUUUAUAUCUGGAUAUUGAAGAGCCUGCACCUCAGCCAAGCGAAGAGCAGAUUGCUGCUCGCCAACUCAUUCUCCAGAUGAUCCAAAGUUGUCACAUAGAUAACAUAUUUGCGGACAGUAAAUUUCUGCAAGCAGAUUCCCUAUUGCAGCUUGUUCAGGCACUUGUUUCGGCUGCAGGAAAGCCUCGUAAAGGAAAGCAGCGUUUGGAAGAGGAAGGGACUGCAGUGUUUUGCUUGGAGUUGUUGAUUGCAAUUGCACUAAAUAAUAGGGACAGGAUUAUGCUUCUUUGGCAACGUGUUUACGAGCACAUAGCCAAUAUAGUGCAGUCAACUGUAAUGCCUUGUGCUCUGGUGGAGAAGGCUGUUUUUGGACUUCUUCGAAUCUGCCAGCGUUUGCUUCCUUACAAAGAAAACCUAACUGAUGAGCUUCUUAUGUCUCUGCAACUCGUAUUGAAACUCGAUGCCCGGGUUGCUGAUGCAUAUCUGGAACAGAUCACCCAGGAAGUCAUGCACCUUGUGAAAGCAAAUGCCACGCAAAUACGAUCUCACACGGGUUGGCGCACGAUCAUUUCACUGCUUUCAAUCACAGCUCGGCAUCCAGAAGCAUCAGAGUCAGGAUACAAGACACUUUCGUUUAUCAUGGCUGAUGGGGCCCACCUGUUGCCUGCAAAUUACGUCCUUUGCAUUAACGCAGCCAGGCAGUUUGCAGAGUACCGAGUUGGAGAUAUUGAUCAAUCUGUAAAAUCCUUGGAUCUGAUGGCGGGUUCGCUCGUAUGUCUCGUGAGAUGGUCUCAGAAGACGAAGGAAGCGCUAGUGGAGGAGGCCGCCUUGAAAAUGUCUCAGGAUAUAUGGGAGAUGUGGCUGAGGCUGGUACAAGGGCUAAGAAAAGUAUGCUUAGACUCUCGAGAAGUAGUCAGGAAUCACGCAAUUUUGGCGUUACAAAGGUGCUUGACAGAAGUGGACGGAAUCCAUAUUCCAAACGACUUGUGGUUGCUAUGCUUCAAUCAAGUGAUUUUCACGUUACUGGAUGACUUGCUCGAAAUCACACAUCAGAAUUCCAUGAAGGAUUAUAGCAUUGAAGGGGCAAUCAUUUUGUCUUUGAAACUCAUGUCGAAAGUCUUUUUGCAGCGCCUGCAGGACCUCUUGCAGUUGCCAUCUUUCUCUGCACUAUGGUUGAGGGUUCUCGAUUGCUCGGAGAGAUGCAUGAAGGUAAAACUUAGGGGGAAACGAAGCGGGAAAAUCCCUGAACUCGUUCCAGAGCUCCUCAAGAACACUUUGCUCGUCAUGAAGACCAGUGGGAUUCUCUCACCCGGUGGUGACCUUACAGAGGGCGACAACUUCUGGCAUCUCACAUGGUUGCACGUAAAAAACAUAGCCCCAUCUCUUCAACCAGAAAUUUUCUCCCCAAUCGAACUAGAGCAAAUCCAGAAGCAGCAGCAUAUCCAACCAGGACUCCGUCCCCUACCCGAUGCAAGCAUUCUAGUUGCAUCAAGUGAAACCACAGCGUAAAAGUAAAAUUUACUGAUAUUUGUGCAAUGCUGAUCUCACUUUUUCUGAGUAUACAUACAUGAAACAUGCCAGAAUACAAUCUUGAAAAUGGCAAAAGUUGUAAAGUUUAAGAAUCAGGACUAUGUUCCAGGAAGGAACUCUGACAAAAAUCCUUCCAUGGCUGAACUGGCAUUGAUGUUCAUCACAGCCUCAAAAGGAAGUGGAAAGCAGAAUCAGAAUAGUGGCUGCCAUGGAUUUCUGUUAUAUAUAUAUCAUAGAACAGUGAAAGACAUUGAUUAGAAUGUUGAAUACAAUUACCAUUUUUGGAUUAGAGACUCAAAAGCAUAGGCAGUACUUCUGCAAUCCUGUUUGUGGGAAAGAUUGCACAUAUUACAUUACAUAAGCACAUCAUAUCAAAUGUAUGUUUCUCUGAACAAUAUCAAAGAUUGAAAUACCAACAUCUAAGUGCCUUUUUUGGGGGUGAAGA
Ipomoea nil (Japanese morning glory) is the source of this 5156-nucleotide messenger RNA. Its product is annotated as ARF guanine-nucleotide exchange factor GNOM-like. NCBI's taxonomy places the organism in Eukaryota, Viridiplantae, Streptophyta, Magnoliopsida, Solanales, Convolvulaceae. The coding region runs from base 296 to 4690 and encodes 1464 amino acids. Gene Ontology annotation, biological process: regulation of ARF protein signal transduction. Gene Ontology annotation, molecular function: guanyl-nucleotide exchange factor activity. The transcript has 4 exons. The record is from RefSeq and is a predicted model, not a curated record.